AUGUCGCGCUUGAUUGUGAAAAAUCUUCCAGCAUAUCUAACACCGGAUCGCCUCAGAAAGCACUUUGAACAACAAGGUGCACCCUCUGGAACCAUUACAGAUGUCAAAAUUUCAAUGAAGCAAGAUGGCACUUCGCGACGAUUUGGUUUUGUUGGCUUCAAGACAGAUCAAGAAGCAACCGCUGUAAGGGACUGGUUCGAUCGCACGUUUAUUGACUCGACACGAAUCAAUGUUAUGGUUGUCGAAGGCGCGAAAGAUGCUCCAGCCCCUCGACCAAAUAAGAGAAGACGCCUAGAAGAUACUGCUGCAGACCCAGGACCUUCGUCGCGGCCGGACAAGAAUGGUAAGACAAGCACACCAGCCCUUUCGACACCAGCCACCGACCCUCCCGAGACCAACACGAAAUCUGAAGAGGCUGUCUCGGACCUCGAGUGGAUGCGACGUCGGAUGAAUCUGGUGUCGGAUCCACCACCCGAUCAAGUCUUCGAGCAAUCGGACGACGAGCACGACGUUAAGCACAGCACUCCUCCCAAGGAAGACUCAGCAGCGAAGACCACGAUUAUGCAGACGUCUCGGUUAUUUCUUCGAAAUCUUGCCUUCUCAUGUACGGAAGCCGAGAUAAUGGAGCGAUUUCAGCCAUUCGGCAAAGUUGAUCAGGUUCAUAUAUCCAUUGACUCCUUGUCCAAGCAGCCUAAGGGUUUAGCCUACGUGACAUUCGAGCAGCCGACAUCUGCCCUCUCCGCGUAUGAGGCACUGGAUAAGACAUCUUUCCAAGGUCGUCUUCUCCACAUCCUUCCUGCUGUUGACCGUAAAGGCAAGUUUGAGGUGGUAGAGGGUGAGGGGAAAAAGCAAUCAUUAAAAGAUGUGAGGGGUUCUCAGCGUAAGGCCGCAGCUGGGCGGGAGUUUAAUUGGAGUAUGUUGUACAUGAAUAGCGAUGCAGUGGCAUCGUCUAUCGCCGAUCGAAUGGGAAUUGCUAAGGCAGAUAUCCUCAACCCUGAGUCAGAUAAUGCGGCAGUGAAGCUUGCGCUUGCGGAGACGCAUGUUAUCCAAGAGACGAAGUCCUACCUCGAGUCUCAGGGGGUUAUCAUAUCGUCGUUUUCUUCCCGAGCGCGAUCUGACACUACCAUACUCGUGAAGAACAUUCCCUAUGGCACCACCGCGGAGCAGAUACGUGAGAUGUUUGAGUCACACGGGGAACUCAGCCGCGUCAUCGUACCACCAGCAGGUACCAUGGCGGUGGUGGAAUUCGGACAGGCAGAUGAAGCUGCCAAGGCUUUUCGAGCUGUAGCUUACCGACGUCUCGGAAGUAGUGUCGUCUACUUGGAGAAGGGUCCAAUGGGCAUGUUCCAAGAAACUUCGGAUACAGCAGGAAACUCCAGCCGUACGCUAACAACUGCAUUCAAGCCGAUUACUAUCGCCGAGCAGGAAGCUGGUAGCGGUGCUGAUGAGGACGAACCUACUUUGUCGGCUGGGAUGACUUUGUUCGUCAAGAAUCUGGCUUUCAGUACCACCGCAGAGCGUCUGACGCAAGUCUUCCGGAAUCUUCCUGGGUUCUCGUUCGCGCGAGUACAGACUAAGCCUGACCCCAAACGACCUACUGUUCCUGGUGCUGAAGCCCCCCGGCUGAGCAUGGGGUAUGGUUUUGUGGGGUUCAAAACGGCCGAAGAUGCGAAGAAGGCUAUGAAGAGUAUGCAGGGUUUUACACUUGAUGGGCAUUCUUUGCACGUCAAGUUCGCUGGGCGCGGAACUGAAGACGAGCCCAAGGACAAGACAGUCGCGAAGAGCACAUCGACGAAGAUGAUUGUGAAGAAUGUGCCAUUCGAAGCUACGAAGAAGGACAUCAGGGAGUUGUUCAGUGCGCAUGGCCAUCUCAAAUCUGUACGUCUUCCGAAGAAGUUCGACUCGCGUUCGCGUGGUUUUGCGUUUUUGGAGUUCCUCACCCGGCACGAGGCGGAGAACGCAUACGCUGCACUACGACACACGCAUUUGCUUGGGAGACAUCUUGUACUUCAGUGGGCGGAAGAGGCUGAGCAGGACAUAGAGGUACUACGGAAGAAGGCGGGCGUGGGGUAUGGUGACGGUGCUGAACUGCCUGGGCGUAAACGGAAACUUGAAAUCGCGGGAGAUGAUGCUGGUGGUGAUGUGGAAUGAUGGCACUUAGAAUAAAUUCGUGUACCACCGUGAUUGGGACGACAAAUGUUUUGGUGCCAGACGCGUUACGACGCGUCAGUUUCCACGCCACCGAUGUUGUUACCAGUCAAUGACACAUUGACACCAAAACACGACUUCGAUUUCGAAAUUUUUCUUCAAC
Molecule: messenger RNA, 2311 nt
Organism: Suillus clintonianus
Lineage: Eukaryota; Fungi; Basidiomycota; Agaricomycetes; Boletales; Suillaceae
Exons: 5
Coding region: 1-2151 (716 amino acids)
Molecular function (GO): RNA binding
Source: RefSeq, a predicted model, not a curated record